CGAGAAGGUAACACAUUAGCAAAUCUAUGAGCUCCUAUAACUAUUUAACCGUUCAAAAUUAUGUCCAUAGACAAACAUGAAGUGAUAUAUAUAUAUAUUUUAAAUGUACAUGUUGUCAGUGAAGAUAAUCUAGCUACUACUGUUGCUUUAAAAUAGAGAUUGACAGCACAAAUAACAUUUGUUUCGAUAUAUUCUGCAUCACAUGGUCUCAUUUCCUGCACUGAUACAGGGGCCUUGAAGUUCGGUUUUUGCGUGGGUGGCUACUAGUGUAUUUAAUGCACUGCAUGAGCAAAUUUUACGAAUGAAAUCGGUUCAAUUAGGAGCCAUGGAUCUUAUGUAUUGAUACAGGCAGGGCUGUUGCUGCAUAGCACAUUGAUGAAGAUACGCGAUCGCGUCGUCUGUUUCAAUGGAAUGGUCUCCCAAGCAGAACCGUAAGACACCAAAAUCAGCAAGGGAUCAUACCACGCAGUCCUUGUCAAGUCCCCUGUUCUAUGACAAUGCUCUGAGUCACCUUCCUGUUGCAACAUGUACAUCACAGACCACAGCCCCACUACUGGGGUGGUGACAAUCAUAGUGAUCCUCAUUGCUGUUGCUGCCCUCGGUGUUCUCAUCUGCGGAUGUUGGUGCUACCUGCUCCUGCAGCGGAUUGGCCAGUCUGAAGAUGAGGAGAGUAUUGUAGGAGAGGGCGAGACCAAGGAGCCCUUCCUGAUGGUACCGUACUCCACCAGGGGCCCCCACGUCGAGCACAAAACCAAGCUCACCCACAACGGCACUGAGAAUCACACUUAACUGAGUCAUUAAGAAACCGUGGUCAUCACCUAAUAUUAACCAAGAGGAUCUCCUCAUUCACAUUUCAUCAUCUUUCAUCACGCCAUUGAAGGAUGAUAAACGGACUGCAGCUCAAUGUCAAUGUCUUAGGAAAUGUGAUAUUUUUGUUUCUCAUUCCAUUGUGUGGAUCUCAGUCAGGAUGUGAGGUUGUGAAUAGUUCAUUGUUAUGUUUCUUAAGUGUACAUAUUUUGAACACAAAAAUGUACAUCUAAUUGAUAUUGAUAGUUUUUGUUAACUCAGCAAUCCACUACUGAAUUUUGACGAUAGACAUGAGACAGCGCUCUGACGAAAUGAGUGGGCCAAACCUUCUUCAGAGCUUGUUGGAAGAAUGUAUGGUAAAUUGAUGACAAAACAAUUUACUUAAUAUCAAGUUGCUCAAAUUAUUUGAAAUUAAUUGACAUGGGCUACUUGAGUGACAGUCAGUGAGUGACAUAUAAGAAGAGGGAAACUGCUGAUGCACAACCAAGUUCGAAAUUGCACCUUGUGUAUUCUACUAUUCCAACUCUCAACAGUAAGUUGACCCCAACUGUUCCUAAAAAAAAUUAUAGAUUAUUAUAUAUUUUUAUAAUGUUGGCAAGGUCCGUACCUCGGUGUCCUCAUAUGUAGCUACAAUACAGUAGCUGCUACAACUGACAUGGGUUGAGAAGUCCUACCAAGAAGCUACCAAGAGCCAAUUACAUAUUUUCUAUAUUCAGUUGCAACAUAGGAAAUCCUGAUGGAAAGAUUCUAUGGUACCUGAGCAGGUUGAUAUUUGAUGAAACAAUGUUAUAAAGUAUUAUGAAAUGUAAAUAACAUUAUGAAGACUAUUGUUCUCUUUGUCAUUUGAUGUACCAUUGUAUCAUUUCCAAAUAAACUUUAAAUGUUAUAUCGGUC
Messenger RNA from Oncorhynchus mykiss (rainbow trout), 1701 nucleotides. RefSeq names its product stannin. The record is from RefSeq and is a predicted model, not a curated record. NCBI's taxonomy places the organism in Eukaryota, Metazoa, Chordata, Actinopteri, Salmoniformes, Salmonidae. Gene Ontology annotation, cellular component: mitochondrial outer membrane.